Molecule: messenger RNA, 5288 nt
Organism: Schistocerca serialis cubense
Lineage: Eukaryota; Metazoa; Arthropoda; Insecta; Orthoptera; Acrididae
Gene: Dscam2
Product: Down syndrome cell adhesion molecule-like protein Dscam2
Exons: 29
Coding region: 1-4866 (1621 amino acids)
Biological process (GO): cell-cell adhesion
Molecular function (GO): protein binding
Source: RefSeq, a predicted model, not a curated record
AUGUCGCCAGGGUGGUUCUCGCUGACGGCGGGCCCAGAACCAGCCUCGGUAGUCGCAGGCCCUCGCACGCGCCUGCUGGGUCCCGUGCUGGUGGUGGAGGCGGCGGUGGCGGAGGAUGCUGGCGUCUACCGCUGCGUAGCCUCCAACGCGGGUGGUGAAGCCAGCGCCGAUCUCCGCCUCACCGUCGUCACUCCGCUCCGGGUCGAGGUUCAGCCGCCGCGGCUGAGCGUGCACCUGGGCGGCAGGGCGGAGUUCCGCUGCGUCGACGCGUCGGGCUCGGUGCACCCGCAGCAGCCGCUCAGCAUCACGUGGUACAAGGACGCGAGGCCGCUGCCCGGGCCGUCGCGGGACCUGCUGGUGGUGGCGAGCGUGGGCCGCGAGGACCGCGGCAUGUACCAGUGCGUGGUGCGCCGCACCGAGGGAGACACGGCGCAGGCCGCCGCCGAGCUGCAGCUGGGAGACGCGCCGCCGGUGCUGCUGUACAGCUUCAUCGAGCAGACGCUGCAGCCGGGGCCUGCGGUGUCCCUCAAGUGCAGCGCCUCGGGGAACCCCACUCCGCAGAUCGCCUGGACGCUCGACGGCUUCCCGCUGCCCACCAACGGCAGGUUUGUGAUCGGCCAGUAUGUGACGGUGCACGGCGACGUCAUCAGUCACGUGAAUAUCAGCCAGGUGCAGGUGGAGGACGGCGGCGAGUACACAUGCACGGCAGAGAACCGCGCUGGCAAGACCUCUCAUUCCGCCAGGCUCAACGUCUAUGGUCUGCCCUAUAUUCGUCUGAUCCCAAAGGUGACGGCAGUGGCCGGUGAGACCCUGAGGCUAAAGUGCCCCGUCGCAGGAUACCCCAUCGAAGAGAUUCGCUGGGAACGAAGCGGCCGCGAGCUUCCGGACGACCUGAGACAACGGGUAACGGCGGACGGCACGCUGGAAGUGUCGCCUGUGCAAAAGGCGGACGACGCGGGCGUGUACACGUGCUGGGCGCGCAACAAGCAGGGCCACGUGGCCAGGCGCUCGGGGGAGGUCGCUGUCAUAGUUCCUCCCAAACUUAGCCCAUUUACCUCUGACAGAACGCAGCACGUGGGCGAGCGGGCCAGCCUGACGUGCUCUGUGACGCGCGGAGACCUGCCGUUGACCAUCAGCUGGUUCAAGGACGGCCGCUCGGCGGACUCCAUGCCACGGGUCUCCGUGACCCGCGUCGAUCAGUUCAAUAGUAUUCUCUUGAUCGAAAGUUUGUCUCCAGAUCACAACGGCAACUAUUCUUGUGUGGCGCGCAACCAGGCGGCCGAGGUAUCUCACACGCAGCAGCUCAUGGUCAAUGUGCCACCUCGCUGGACUGUGGAGCCCUCGGACGCCAGCGUGGAGCGCAACCGCCACGUGACCCUGCACUGCCAGGCCCAGGGGGUGCCGCAGCCCACCGUCGUCUGGAAGAAAGCAACAGGCAGUAAGUCGGGAGAAUACGAAGAGAUACGAGAGAAGCCUUACGUCAAACUGUUAAACAACGGCUCUCUGCUGCUGCAGAACGUGAAGGAGGACAAGGAGGGCUUCUACUUGUGCCAGGCCACCAACGGCAUUGGCACUGGCAUCGGAAAAGUCAUACAAGUCAAAGUCAACUCUUCGCCAUAUUUUUCGGCGCCAGCUAGUGUGGUGACGGUGAAAAAGGGGGACACGGCUGUUCUGCAGUGCAACGUCAACGGAGAUAAACCCAUCAACGUGGCGUGGCUGCGUGGCGGCAAGCUCAAGCUUACCCCUGCGACCAACUACAGGGUAUCAGUUAAACAAGACCCAACUCCUGAUGGGGUGACAGCAGAACUACAAAUAGCAGCAGCUGAAGCUAGUGACAGCGGAGCAUACUUUUGUCAAGCCAGCAACCAAUACGGCAGUGACAAGCAGCUGGUACAGCUUCUUGUGCAAGAGCCACCUCGCAGCCCAAGCAAUCUCGAGUCAGUGAUGAUCAGCAGCCGAUCAGUGAGUAUCAAGUGGCAACAUCAGACAUCAGAUGCUGCUGAGGUGACGAAGUAUAUAGUCCAAUACAAAGAAGGUGAAGGAAUUUGGCAACAGCUGGAGAAGACUGAAUCACCCUUGCAACUGUCAGCAACAAUUGAAGACCUGAAGCCAGCCACCCGUUACACAUUCCGGGUGCUGGCAGAGGGUCCGGCAGGGCAGAGUGUGCCUAGCGCAGAGCUGUCCGUGCGUACGGAACCCCAGAGACCAGCAGGCCCACCUCUGAAUGUGUCUCUGAGGCCAGUGUCCUCCACAGAAUUGCUUGUCACGUGGGCACCCCCACUGGCCGAGUUGCAGCAUGGUGACAUUCAAGGCUACAAUGUUGGAUAUCGUGAAACUAGCUCUGGCACAGGGAAUUAUAACUUCAGUUCUGUGGUUGGUGAUGGAGAGGAAGGAGGUGGUGAACUGCUGCUAGGGGGCCUUAGCAAAUUCACUCGCUACUCUGUAGUUGUUCAAGCUUUCAACCAAGUUGGUUCAGGACCCCUUUCUGAGCCUGUCACAGCACAGACUAUGGAGGAUGUUCCAAGUAUGCCACCUGAGGAUGUGCGCUGUGUUGGUUUGUCUUCCCAUUCUGUACAAGUCAGCUGGCAGCCACCACCCACAUCACACAGCAAUGGUGUUCUGCAAGGCUACAAGCUGCACUAUGAACCUCUUCUUGAUGAUCUUUGGCAUGCCUCUGACACAAUGGAAACAAAGAAAACAACAGCUCUCACUGCAGUUCUUACUGGUCUAAGAAAAUUCACAAAUUAUAGUGUUCAGGUGCUUGCGUACACAAGAGUUGGUGAUGGAGUGAUUACACAUCCUAUUUACUGCAGUACAGAAGAGGAUGCUCCAGGUGCACCUGCUGACAUUAAAGUUGUAGUAAAGUCACCACAAUCCCUGUUGGUAUCAUGGUUACCUCCAACAGAGCCUAAUGGUAUAAUAACACAUUACAACCUCUAUACAAGAGUUGUGGAUGGCCGUGAAGAAUUGAAACACAACAAACGCAACUUGGCAAGUCAUCAGACAAGUUUUGAAGCAACUGAUCUGCUGCAGCAUGUGGAACAUCAGUUUUAUGUCACAGCUUCUACAAAAGUUGGUGAAGGGCAGAGUUCACGUGUUGUGACACAGGUUCCUACAAAUAGAGUCCCAGCACGUAUUUCAUCAUUUGGUGGAGUUGUUGUGAGACCAUGGCGUAGCACUGUCACGAUGCCUUGUCUGUGUGUGGGGCAACCGCAGCCUCGCCGACGGUGGUAUCGUAGUGGACAUCUCCUCACAGGUGGCCCUGGAAUCACACUUCGGGAGUCUGGAGAGCUAGUAAUCAACCAGCUUGCUCCAUCUCAUGCGGGGAACUACAGCUGCCAGGUGGAAAAUACUCAGGGCUCUGACCGCAUACAGUUCACACUCGUAGUGCAAGUUCCACCUGCUGCUCCUGUGUUGUAUGUGACAAGUACAACAAGUAGCAGUAUACUGUUGCAGUGGAAAGUUGGUGACACUGGUGGUGCCCCCAUCACAGGAUUCAGUUUGAGCUACAGGAGAUCUCAUGGUGAUACAGAGGAAGUAUCACUACCUCGUCAUACCUCAACUUACGAGCUCAAGGGACUGCUGUGUGGUAGCACUUACCACUUAUCACUGACAGCUCAUAAUCACAUUGACAGCUCUCCUAGCAGCCCAACAUUAUCUGUCCGCACACAAGGGCAGGCGCCAGGUGUACCACACCAGGCAAUGCUGAUAACACCCAACUCCACAUCUGUGUUGUUGCGGCUACAUGUCUGGCCUGAUAAUGGCUGUCCACUGACAUAUUUUGUACUGCAGUAUCGGCCGAAUGGGGCGCAACACUGGACACUUGUGUCAAAUGCCUUGAAGCCUCAACGCAGAUUUACUGUUUCUGGCCUAAAUCCAGCUUCUAUAUAUCAGCUAAAGAUAGAAGCACAUAACAUAGCAGGAUCUUCAACUGCUGAAUACACAUUUGCUACUCUUACAAAGGAUGGUGAAUUGCCACCAUUGGAGUUAAUGAAUGGAGGAAGUCCAUCAUCCCCUUUUUAUGCAGACAUUAGAAUAAUAAUUCCACUUGUUGUGGCCUUUGUGGCAGUAGUGGGAGCUGGCGCUGCUGCUGCCCUUUGCUGGAGAAACAGGGCAACCGUUUUAGAGCAAAACCGGCCACUGAAAGAGACCUUGGACAAUCAGCAGAAUGCCGAAGCUCAGAGGGAAAGAUAUUAUGCCACAAUCCACAAGGUAGCUUUGCAAGCUAGUGGUGAUAAAAUACCAGAAACGUCAGAGGACAUAUCACCAUACGCAACAUUCCAGCUAUCAGGUCCUGGUGUAGACCCAAACAACACUCUUCUGCACAGUUUUAUGUAUCACGAACAAGCUAUGACUGAAGGGUGUGCAUCACCACCACCACAUGCAGUAAUAAAAACUGCAACAAGGAGAAGAGGAAGUAGGAAAACUGAGGUGGAUUCUGAUGAAUCAGAUUCAGACCCUGAUCAAUUGACAUCUAGUCGAACAGAGUCUUCCAAUCAGCUUGAUGCAGCAAAGAUAAAACACAAUUUCAUAUACCAUGGUGCACAUUCUAGUACAUCUUCUGAUAUAUCUCCCAUGUCAGAACAAAAAUCACUGCCAAGGAGAGGGAGAGCGAGAUGGCUUGCCCCCAGCAAAGCAUCGCUCAGGACGCUGCUGCCGCCACUAUCAGUUGCUGAGGCAUCUUUUACUGUGAGGGAUCCGAGGGAGAGGGAGACUCCGGACCGGCCUGAACUCAGUGAAGCAGAGUGCGAUAUUGACACACUGAAGAAACUCAAACUGGGCCUGCGGUCUUCCCUGUGGUCUCGUCCCAGUGGUAGUGCAACAACCACUCAUCACAACCAGUCUGAUUACUCGAUUGCUGUAUAACAGCGAAUGGAAAUGAGAGAACAUUUUAUAUUCUGUGUUGUACAUAUGCAUAUGAACACCAUGACAUGUAAUAUAUUUUCAUGUUUUGAAAGAUUUGGGUACUUGUUAUCCAGUAUUAUUGUUAGAAAAUAUUUCUGGUUAAUGACUGAUAUAAUUUUAUACUCUUGUAAUGUUAACUGGUGCAAUUUUAUAUUUACACAUGGAAAUGUAUAAGAUUUAUGUGAGAACUGAACUGUCUUUGGCUCAGUAAGCGUGUGGCAUGGUUUGAGUUCAAAACCCUUUUUACAUUAUGUAGCAUUAUAUAUUUUUGUUGUGGUUAGCAGCUCACAGCAAACCCGCAGAUUGUUCUCUCAGAGAGAAUGACAGUUUGUAACUGAACUGUAUGGAAUUACUAGGUUUAUACCUGAAUCUCCUCCCCCACU